Molecule: messenger RNA, 3287 nt
Organism: Symbiodinium necroappetens
Lineage: Eukaryota; Dinophyceae; Suessiales; Symbiodiniaceae
Source: the annotation of a GenBank genome assembly
GUGGCACUCUUCUGGCUGGGGAGCUGGCCGAUCUUGGCCAGCAGCUGGCAAUGGGACUCUCCCAUCUUCACAGCCUUGGCAUGCUGUAUGGCAGCCUUGCUGCAAGCGGAGUGCUGCGAGGUUCCCUAGAUGGUCUCUGGAAGCUCGGGGACUUUUCUCGUGCAGCAGCCCUGCCCGUUGCGGCUUCGGAGUGGCGCAGCCGCAGCGGCGCGAAACCAUGUGAGGCCCCCCCCGAGGCCCGUGGUAGCACGGAUGAUGCACUCAAGCCCGAGGCGGAUGUUUGGCUCUUGGCCUCACUAGUCUUGGCAACACUCUGUGCUGCAAAGCCAGGCGACGCUUUCUUUGCUCUAGCACCGGAGCGGCUCCUGGAUUCUGCCGUGGCACGGGUCUGGCUGCUGCUGCAGUGGCUUCUGGCCGAGGACGGCAAAUGCAGGGCAGCUCCCCUUCGAAGCUGGCGGAUCUUUCUCUGGAAAGGCUGCGGCACUUUGCUGGGCCUCAGGUUGACCAGAUCUUGGAAAACUGCGGCGUCGACGGUGAUGGAGUCGGGUGUGCUGAGGAGACUCCUCGGCACCUCGCCGGCGGACAUUCGAAGCUACCUCCAGGCUUUUGCAAAGCGAGCUUUAGUCGAGAUGUGGCUGACGUUUCCACCAAUGCGAGUGGCGUGUCAGCUGAAAGUAGAUCGUAGUACGCUACUUGCUCUCGUUGCCACCAUGGCGAUGACAGUGACCGUGUCGUUGAUGAGCGGCCGGAGUGCAAAGUUGAAAGCUGAACCAGGGUCCCGGGUUCACGAUCUUCGGACAAGAGCUUCGAAAGAACUGAAAGCGCCAAUCGGCGGCCUGGUAUUGCAGAUGCAAGGUGCGCCAAACACAACUCCGCUUGAUGAGGAGGCAACGCUGCAGCAGGCCGGAGUUCGGGAUGGCGCGAUGCUAAAUGCCACGGUGAAGCAGGUACCUGUGGGUUGCAGUCGGCGCAACGCAGCCUUCGCCCUUGUGCGCGGGGAUGGAACAGUGGUGACUUGGGGAGAUGCACAGUCAGGUGGUGACAGCAGCUCCGUUUAUAAGGGUCUGACGAAAGUGCAGACGAUCAAGGCGACCUCUCGAGCUUUUGCAGCCUUGAAAAGGGAUGGGCAGGUCGUCACAUGGGGUGAUCCUCUUCGAGGAGGUCGAGGCGGACCCAGCUCACAUCUGAUGGACGUCAGAAGUUUGCAGGCAUCGCAGAGCGCAUUUGCGGCCUUACGCAAUGAUGGAAGGGUCGUCACAUGGGGUGACACAGCAGCCGGAGCUGAUAGCAACUCUGUGUCGCAAAGGUUGCUCGAGGUGAGCUCGAUUUCAGCAACAGCUUUUGCUUUAGCCGCCAUAUGCCAAGAUGGACUUGUGGAGACCUGGGGCGACCGCCGCUAUGGAGGUGAUUGUAGGGCCGUGCAGAAGGAGCUUCAGAGUGUCCGUUCGAUCGUCGGAAAUGAUUUUGCUUUUGCUGCCAUCCGUGCCGACGGCAGUGUGGUUUGCUGGGGCAAGGACGAUAGUGGCGGCAGCACAGGUGAGAUGCAAGCUCAGCUCAUCGAUGUUGUUUCUAUCGAAGCAUCGAGUGCCGCCUUUGCUGCCAUUCGCAGCGAUGGGCGGGUGGUCGCCUGGGGUGACAGGCAAUUUGGGGGCGAUUGCUCCUCUGUGAGGGAUCAGCUGAUCCAAGUGCAGAGCAUCACCGCAUCUCGCGCUGCCUUUGCGGCGCUGAAGGCCGAUAAUACAGUGGUCGUCUGGGGCCACGAGCAAUAUGGAGGCACGGUGAGCCUGCAGAUCAGCCCACAGCUGAAUCAUGUCAACCUGAUCAAAGCAACGGAGUUUGCCUUUGCAGCUUUGAAAAGUGACGGCCAGGUUGUGACUUGGGGCAAUCCGGUGGAAGGUGGCGACAGCCAAUCCCCAUCGGUCAAGGAGAAGCUGCGAGACGUACAGCAGAUUGAGGCUUCAUCGGGUGCCUUUUUGGCUAUCCGUGCAGACGGCAGUGUGGUUUGCUGGGGCAACUCCGACAAGGGAGCCUACACCAAGCCAGUCGACAUGUACCUGAAGGAUGUUCACUGCAUCGGGACGCGCUACGAGACAUGCUGGUUCCAACACGUGCUGCGACGACGGCGUUUCAAACUGGGUGCAACAAAAGAGUCCGAGGAGUCGCGUUUCGAGGCCGAAGGUGCGUUCUUUGGGAGGGUUGUCGGCUUUGCCAGUGCUGGUGAGGCAAAAUGGCAGAUGAUCCGACUUGCGAGGCAUCUGUCGAUCUGCUUGGCCUGCGCGGUGUCCUUGGCUGAGACUGUGCUGCUGGUUGUGCUGGCGGCUCUUGUGGUCCUGGAGAGGCCAGCCGGUCGCUCGUCAGGUACCGGCGCAUACAACUUCGCGGGGUACGUCGGCCGGCACCGGCAAGCGGGGGUGGCUCGCCGAUGCGAGUUCCAGCAGAAGCGCGAGGCACUUAAGGAGUGCCUGGCCCGUGAGUACCGAAGCUUCUUUCGACCCUUCGAGGCCGAGUAUUACGAUGAGGACGUCUCCUUCAAGGAUCCACUAAACAACCUCGCUGGAAAGGACAGCUACAAGGCUAACGUGGAGAUGUUGUCUGGAGACAGCUUUGUAGGGAACCUGCUCUUCUCAGACGGCUUUAUUGACCUCCAUGCUGUGGAGGAGGUUCCAGGGCAGCCCACGCGACUCCGGACACGCUGGACACUAGGCUUCGUUUUCAAGCUGCUGCCAUGGAAGCCCCGGGCCCUUUUCAGCGGGGUGUCCGAGUACGAGAUCGACGGGCAGAGUGCCAAGGUCUGGACGACUUCUUCGAGAUGUCCCGAGAGCGAGUUGAUCCGACGAACAAGAGCGCACUUGCACCAGCUUCCGAGGCGCGGCGAAGACGCUCUGAGAGGGCAGGGAGAGAGAGGGGAUCUGAUUUUCGGAGAGGUGGCGAAUACGCCGGGGCCCGGGGUUCCGGAGCCGCCUCUCAGUGGCCUCAAGGAUCUCGUUAGCCAGCUCCUUCCAGGUGCGCUGAAACCUGCAGAGGCUCGCGAGCCCGCCGUUGCCGAGGAGGCAGGUUGGGAACUGUUGCGAAGAGCUGCAGCCUACCGCAUCUACCGCAGCUCGGACGGCAGAAUAUUCGCCGUUCCGGCACCGAGCUUCACUGCCGGCCUUGCAGGUGUCAAGGCAGAGAUGGAGGCCCACGGCCUGAAAGCAGGUCAGGUUCGCGAAGUGAACGGUGUGCAGUCUCUGGAGCUGGCGGAGCCGAGCCCCUGGGUCAGUGCGGAAGCCGUGCUGCAGGCUUCGUAG